Messenger RNA from Etheostoma cragini (Arkansas darter), 2684 nucleotides. Its product is annotated as fibrous sheath CABYR-binding protein-like. The transcript is spliced from 4 exons. Lineage: Eukaryota; Metazoa; Chordata; Actinopteri; Perciformes; Percidae. The coding region runs from base 295 to 1998 and encodes 567 amino acids. The record is from RefSeq and is a predicted model, not a curated record.
UUCCUCCCCUUCCUGCAUGAAUGGUGUGACAAAGCAGGGGCAGCCGGGAAAAGCAUUCAGCAGUAGUGCCUGCAAUGCUUAGUUGCCUUUCUCGCAACAGAUCUGGGGCAAGAGGGCAGCGGGCCAUGCAUAAACACAACUAGGGGAGAUAAUGGUGCACAGUUACUCUUAGGAACUGAAGAGCUACAGUGGUCCUUGUUUCCCUGCUAGACAGUCUCUGGUUUUGCUUACAGAGAGCAGAGGAACUUGUGUAAGUCUUGUCUAAGUUUUUUAUUCAUCAACUUUUUUUCAAACAUGGGGUGCUCCUCGUCCAGUGCACAGACGGUUGAUCAAGAGAAAAGACCAGGUACAAAGCCAGAGGAAAGCAAUGGAGACACAUUGGCACUCAGAAACGGUACCAUCCCAGAAGAUGCACAAACCAUCGAGGACCAGAUGCAGUUGCCUGUGCAGACUGCCCUACCAGAUGAUCUACAACCGGGAGCCGAGGAUGAGGCUGAGGCCGUGUUGGUAGCACUGGAGGCCCAGGAGGAUCUUGGCUCUGGGGAGGACCUCCUGACUGCUUCUGAGCCUCUGCUAGAACUUGCUGCCCCUGCAGAGCCAGCCCCAGAGGCCGCUGCUUCAGCAGAAGCCAAUACGAAUCCUGAGGUUGCUGUAGCUCUGGUGGAGGCACUUCCCCCUGUGGAAGAAGCUGCCGCUGUAGAAACUGUAGUGGCUGAGGCCGCCCCGGAGGUUCAAGCCCUUGUUGAGGCUACAGCGGAGGCCCCUUCUGAUAAAUCUGUUGUAUUUGUGCAGGCAGAGGUCCCUGCUGUUGUUGAGGAUGUGACCGCUGAGCCAGCAGAGGCCUCUCCUGAAGUUGCCACCCCUGUGGUUGAAUCUGUUAUAUCAGAGCCAGCAAAGACCUCUCCUGAAAUUGCCACCCCUGUGGUUGAAUCUGUUAUAUCAGAGCCAGCAGAGGCCUCUCCUGAAGUUGCCACCCCUGCGGUGGAAUCUGUUAUAUCAGAGCCAGCAGAGGCUUCUCCUGAAGUUGCCACCCCAACAGUUGAACCUGUUGUUUUAGAGCCUGCAGAAGCCUCUCCUGAAGUUGCUACGCCUCCCCUUGAACCUGUUGCAUCAGAGCCAGCGGAGGCCCCAGUGAUUGGGGAAGAGACACCAGCCGCAGCGGCUGAAGCCCCUGCUGAAGUGACUUCUCCUGUGGAGCCAGAGGCUCCAACUGACAAUGAUGCACCAACUCCUGCCUCAACAGCACCAUGUGCCUCAUCAGAACCAGGUGGAGUUUCAGCACCAACCUUAAGUAAGGCGUCAGCACCAGCUGAAGCGGUAGCCCUAAGUGAAGCUGUAGUACCAGAUGAGGCUUCAGCUCUAGUUGAAGCUGCCGCCCCAGGAGAAGUUGUAGUACCAGCUGAGGCUUCAGCACCAGGUGAAGCUGCAGUCCCAGUUGAAGCUGCUGCCCCAGGUGAAGCUGUAAUACCAGAUGAGGCUUCAGCACCAGAGGAAGUUGUAGACCCAGGUGAAGCUGCAGUCCCAGAUGAAGCUGCAACCCCAGGGAAAGCUGCCACCCCAGGUGAAGUUGUAGUACAAGAUAAAGCCUCGGCACCAGGUGAUGCUGCAACCCCAGGUGAAGUUGUAGUACCAGCUGAGGCUUCAGCACUAGGUGUAGUCUCAGCACCGGCUGAAUCGUCAGCACUCGUAGAGGCAGCACAGCUUCUCAUAGAUCCAAAGAUUGCAGCAGCAACUAUUCCAGAGUUACCUCCAUCAUCUCCAGUCAGUGUUCAGGCCCAAACCGAGCCUCAGAAGGCCGUUGAGGAAGUAACAGCACCUCCAGCAGCAACAACUGUGAGCUCAGAGUCUGUGGCAGACUGUGCAGCACCAGAGGAGGCUCCUGUGGUUGAGUCCACCCCAGCUGAAGCACCCUCGGCACUGGCCCCUGAGCCCUCACCUGAAGUGGUGUCUGAAACUAAGGCCUCUCAGGACAGCAUGAAAGCCAAAAAGGAAGAUUGAGUUGACCGAAGAGAUGCACCAAAGUAACUAAACCCCCCAAAGCUGCCAUUGCACGGAAACUGGAAGAAAAACAAGACAAAGCAAUAAACGCUUACCAAACUGUACACCACAUACAUUAAUAUCCAUGGUGCCUUCAUUUAGGACCUUUUCCCUACAUUUGUAAAUAGAACCUUUUUAAUAUGUUUUUCUAUUGAGACCUUUAGUGCCUGGAGCAGCAUACUCUACACGGAGGCCUAUGCAGAAAAGGCUGUAAAAACACUUGGAUGAGACAAUAGGGUGCAAUAUUCUGUGAAAUCGGUGAACUCUUGUGAGAGUGUGAUUAAGGAUACUUCAAAUAGAUGCUUCCGAGGAAUAGAAGCCAAACACAACUGUGAAUAAAAUUGUAGAAAGACUGUAAGGUGACACAAACACCAAACCGGGUGACACUGCCAGCCUAAAUUUUUAUCCCCUAGAACAGAUUUUUAAAGUGUCAAAAUUUUCACAGGUUGAAUUUUUAGCUUUUAUUAAGUCUAAUUUCUGCCAUAAAGCCACAUCUCUGAUUGGUGUUUUAACAUUAUUUAGUGAAAGGCUUUCUAAUAAGGUUCCUUUAAUUAAUAGGAAUGACAAUUACUAAUGUUAAGUAACAGGGUGGACAGUGUAAUACUCAUAAGCACUACUGUAAGUGUACUGUGUUUUUUCUUUUUUAA